This is a messenger RNA of Olea europaea var. sylvestris, 1480 nucleotides long. Its product is annotated as oxysterol-binding protein-related protein 1C-like. NCBI's taxonomy places the organism in Eukaryota, Viridiplantae, Streptophyta, Magnoliopsida, Lamiales, Oleaceae. Bases 113 to 1078 code for a protein of 321 amino acids. The record is from RefSeq and is a predicted model, not a curated record. Gene Ontology annotation, cellular component: cytosol; intracellular membrane-bounded organelle; membrane. The transcript has 7 exons. Gene Ontology annotation, molecular function: sterol binding.
GUUGGAUCCAAUGCUCUGAUACCACUUUGAUAGAAGAAGGAAAGAAAAUUGCACUGAAUAAAUCUGAAAAUAACAAACGGGUACAAGACUCCACUCUCAGGGUAACAGCCUUAUGAGGAUUCUAAACGUAGCUGCAUUUGCAGUAUCUGGAUAUGCUUCUACUGAAGGAAGGAAUUGCAAACCAUUUAAUCCACUGUUAGGGGAGACUUAUGAGGCUGAUUAUCCAGAUAAAGGCUUCCGAUUCUUCUCGGAGAAGGUGUCUCAUCACCCAAUGGUAGUAGCCUGUCAUUGCGAGGGUACUGGCUGGAAGUUUUAUGGUGAUAGCAAUCUGAAAAGCAAAUUUUGGGGUCGCUCGAUUCAGCUCGAUCCAGUUGGUGUUUUAACGCUAGAGUUUGAUGAUGGAGAAGUUUUCCAAUGGUGUAAGGUAACAACAUCAAUUUACAAUCUUAUUCUGGGGAAACUAUAUUGUGAUCACUAUGGUACAAUGCGGAUAGAAGGAAACCGCAAUUACUCGUGUAAACUGAAAUUCAAAGAGCAGUCUAUCAUAGACAGAAAUCCUCAUCAGGUUCAAGGAAUAGUCCAAGAUAGGAGCGGAAAGACAGUAGCAACUCUAUUUGGAAAGUGGGAUGAGAGCAUGCAUUAUGUCAAUGGAGACUGCUCAUCUAAAGGAAAAGGUCACGAAUCUCUGUCAGAAGCUUGUUUGCUCUGGAAACGUAGCAAGCCUCCUAAGUUCCCUACGCGUUAUAAUAUGACACGCUUCGCCAUGGGACUGAACGAGCUUAUUCCCAAACUGAAGGAAAAGCUGCCCCCAACAGAUUCAAGGCUGAGACCUGAUCAAAGGUGCUUGGAAAAUGGGGAGUAUGAAAUGGCUAAUGCAGAAAAAUUGCGACUGGAGCAGCGGCAGCGGCAGGCUCGAAAGAUGCAAGAGAGGGGUUGGAAGCCCCAGUGGUUUGUGAAGGACAAAGGUUCGGAUACCUACCGCUAUAUUGGAGGGUAUUGGGAAGCGAGGGAACAGGGAAAAUGGGAAUCUUGCCCCGAUAUUUUUGGCCAAAUCUCUUCCGAUCAAAUGUUAGAGUGAGUUACCAGGAGUCGAGUCUUGUGUGGUUGACAGUAUUCAAUAUUAUUGCUGGAAAUAUUGGAAAACAGCCGAUGAUGAUCAUUGGCACGAGCUGCAAAUAUAUCCAUAACCUGCUUGUAUAUUACUUCGAGGAAGCAGCUAAGUUGCCAUUGAUAUUCACUCCGGUUCUUGCUUAUGAGAAUUCUUCGAUUUUCUUCUCCAUCGCCCCUUGGUUUUGCUGUGAGUGUAAGAUAUUUUGAUCGACGACCUUUUUUUAUUUUUACCAUUUUUGCCAUUUUACCAGGUGUAUCAUAAAUUGGAAAGGAUAGACCUGAGGGUCAUCUGUGCAUUUAAAAGAAUAUAUUCCUUUUAGAUUAAUUAAUAACAGAUGCAAUUAAUUAUACGAAACAUCAUUUUAGAUUU